Molecule: messenger RNA, 1404 nt
Organism: Copidosoma floridanum
Lineage: Eukaryota; Metazoa; Arthropoda; Insecta; Hymenoptera; Encyrtidae
Gene: Cluap1
Product: clusterin associated protein 1
Biological process (GO): cilium assembly
Cellular component (GO): intraciliary transport particle B; cilium; microtubule organizing center
Source: RefSeq, a predicted model, not a curated record
AAUAACAUUUCGUCUGUUCUUUGCAACAAUGUCCUACCGCGAGUUGAGAGAUUUUACGGAAAUGAUGCGCGUCCUGGGUUAUCCCAGGCUGAUCUCCCUGACGAACUUCCAGCACCCGAAUUUUCCCUUGGUCGCCGAAAUUCUCGUGUGGCUCGUCAAGAGGUUCGACGAUGACGUUAUUGUACCCCUCGAGCACAGCACGGAGCAGGAGCGAGUUGCCCUCGUCCGUUACGUCGCUGAAUUCAUGAUAAAAUCGGUGAACAUAAGACUGAACACGAAAAAACUGUACAUGGCGGACAGUCAAGCGGUGCCGGAGCUCCUGAAGAUGACGUCCCUCCUGUACGAGGCCCAGUCUCAGGACACGGCUGAGCUGAUGUCGGCCGAGAACGACGCGACGAUAAACUUCGACAUCGCUGACAAGCUGAACGACCUGAAAAACACGAGGCAACUCGCGAGCCAGUUGACCAGCAGUGGGGCGUCGUUGUACGAGCUCCUCGGCAGGGAACCCGAGCUCCGGCAAAUCCGCGGUGCUAAGCUGGCCAGUCAGCACGACACAACGGAGGUCGAGGCUGCCCUCAAGGCGGUAGUCGAGGGCACCAAAAGGGAGAUCCAGGAGACCAAGGACCAGAUCGAGAACGUCAAGGGCACAGAGCAGAAUUUGGACAUGCGGAUAGAGCGACGAAAGACGGAGCUGGAGCGCAACCAAAAGCGCCUACAGACGCUCCGUAGAGUUCGGCCCGCCUUCAUGGAGGAGUUUGAAAAGCUCGAGGAUGAGCUCAAAGUCUUGUACGACGACUACUUGCAGAAGUUUCGGUAUCUCGCUUACCUCGAGCACGUAUAUGAUGAUGCAGCCAAGGUCGAGCAGGAGAGGUUCGAACACAGACAAGCAGCUAUGAAAAAACAGCUGGAGCAGUUGCGCAUCGAUGACGCCAACAUCGAGGGUAUAAUGGAGGGUAACGAUGCUCUUUUCAAUACAAAUUUGCCGAACUCGAUCAAUCUCGGCGAAUCCGAAAAGAAGCCAGUGGAAAACAGUACACAAGACGCACGGAAGUCGGCGAGAGUCAACGUGUCGCAGCGACGUAUCUACGGCAGCAUGUCGGGCCGACGCCGCGGAGCGACGACUCGCGGGACGAACGGGAGCGCGGGCUCCUCGGACUCAGAUAGCGACCUGCUGAUCGACAAUAUCGACGACGAGGACGACGAGGAGGAGGACCUGCUGGACUCCGUGGGCCCAGGCGCCGAUGACUUCAACACGAAGACGAUCGAGGAGAAACGGGCCAUCAGCAAAAUCGACCACGCAGACGACGAGUUUUAAAAUGGAGCGAUUUGGCGGGAAAAUGAAACGAGGAAGUUGAGUAAUCAAACGCAGCGGGUCAUCGGACCGAACAAUCGGUUACACUUGAG